This is a messenger RNA of Linum tenue, 3457 nucleotides long. Lineage: Eukaryota; Viridiplantae; Streptophyta; Magnoliopsida; Malpighiales; Linaceae. The record is from the annotation of a GenBank genome assembly.
UCAUUGUCUUCUUUCCCAUUGCCUUCUCUAAUGUUGUGUAUUUAAGCAAAGGGAACUCCCCUCAAUAAUCAGAAGACGCCAAUAGUGUGACCAGAAAGAAUAAAACACCCAUCCCCCACUCAAUAAAACACUACUUGCAUACAUAAAAAGGAUAAAAAGAACAAAAACACAAAAGCCAAAAAGAGAAUAAAGAGAGUGGUUGCUACUGGUUAGGAAAAAAAAAACAAAAGACGACGAUGUCGAUCAGCUUAGAGGAAAUCAAGAAGGAGAAUGUCGACCUUGAGCGCAUUCCGGUCGACGAAGUGUUUCAACAACUUCAAUGCUCGAGGAGCGGUCUAACAUCCGAUGAAGGACAAAAGCGAUUGCAAAUCUUUGGGCCUAACAAGCUCGAAGAGAAGAAAGAAAGCAAGUUCCUCAAGUUUCUUGGUUUCAUGUGGAACCCUCUUUCAUGGGUCAUGGAGAUUGCAGCCAUCAUGGCCAUUGCUUUGGCCAACGGAGGAGGCCAACCACCAGAUUGGCAAGAUUUUGUUGGUAUUGUUACACUCCUUAUCAUCAACUCCACUAUAAGUUUCAUCGAAGAAAACAGUGCCGGCAAUGCCGCAGCUGCUCUCAUGGCUGGGCUAGCUCCCAAGACAAAAGUUUUGAGAGACGGGAAAUGGUCGGAACAAGAGGCUGCCAUCUUGGUGCCCGGUGAUGUUAUCAGCAUCAAGUUGGGUGACAUCGUCCCCGCUGAUGCUCGUCUCCUCGAAGGUGACCCUUUGAAGAUUGAUCAGUCUGCACUCACCGGAGAGUCCUUGCCCGUCACCAAGAACCCAGGAGAUGAAGUUUUCUCUGGAUCCACCUGUAAGCAGGGUGAGAUUGAAGCUGUCGUCAUUGCCACUGGAGUUCACACCUUCUUCGGCAAGGCUGCUCACCUAGUUGAUAGCACUAACCAAGAAGGACAUUUUCAGAAGGUUAAUUUCAACAAUCACAAAAUAAUUUCCGUGUUGACAGCGAUUGGGAACUUCUGUAUUUGCUCGAUCGGAUUGGGUAUGAUAGUUGAGAUCAUUGUAAUGUACCCCAUUCAACACAGAAGGUAUAGAGACGGUAUCGAUAAUCUCCUUGUGCUUCUCAUCGGAGGAAUCCCAAUUGCCAUGCCUACGGUGUUGUCAGUAACGAUGGCUAUUGGGUCUCACCGCCUCUCUCAACAAGGUGCCAUCACCAAGAGAAUGACAGCCAUUGAAGAAAUGGCUGGGAUGGAUGUCCUGUGCAGUGACAAGACUGGAACUCUCACACUCAACAAGCUUACAGUGGACAGAAGUCUGGUCGAGGUGUUUGUGAAAGAUUGCGACAAGGAACAACUAUUGCUUCUUGGUGCCAGAGCAUCCAGGGUUGAGAAUCAGGAUGCAAUCGAUGCUUGCAUCGUUGGGAUGCUUGGUGACCCUAAAGAGGCCAGAGCUGGAAUCCAAGAGGUCCAUUUCUUGCCCUUCAACCCAGUUGACAAAAGGACAGCUAUUACCUACAUUGAUGGACAAGGCAACUGGCACAGAGUUAGCAAAGGUGCUCCAGAGCAAAUCAUUGAACUCUGCAACCUCUCUGAAAGUGCCAAGAAGAAGGCUCUUUCCAUCAUUGAUAAGUUUGCUGAUCGUGGGCUUCGCUCAUUGGCUGUCGGCCGACAAACUGUGCCAGAGAAGACCAAGGAAAGUGCUGGAGGGCCAUGGCAAUUUGUUGGUCUAUUGCCUCUCUUUGAUCCACCAAGGCACGAUAGUGCCGAGACCAUCAGGCGAGCUCUCCACCUUGGUGUCAAUGUUAAAAUGAUCACUGGCGACCAACUGGCUAUCGGAAAAGAGACGGGGCGUAGGCUUGGUAUGGGAACCAACAUGUACCCAUCAUCAGCUCUCCUUGGCCAAACCAAGGAUGAAUCCAUCGCCACUAUUCCAGUGGACGAGCUGAUUGAGAAGGCCGAUGGGUUCGCUGGGGUGUUCCCAGAACACAAGUACGAGAUUGUGAAGAGGCUUCAAGACAUGAAACACAUAUGCGGUAUGACCGGAGAUGGUGUGAAUGAUGCUCCCGCGCUCAAGAGAGCGGACAUUGGAAUUGCUGUGGCUGAUGCAACUGAUGCUGCUAGGGGUGCCUCCGACAUCGUCUUGACCGAGCCAGGGCUGAGUGUGAUUGUUAGUGCAGUGCUCACCAGCAGAGCCAUCUUCCAAAGGAUGAAGAACUACACCAUUUAUGCAGUCUCCAUCACGAUCCGUAUUGUGCUCGGAUUUAUGUUGAUUGCCCUCAUUUGGAAAUUUGAUUUCUCCCCCUUCAUGGUUCUAAUCAUCGCCAUCUUGAAUGAUGGGACGAUUAUGACCAUAUCCAAGGACAGAGUGAAGCCAUCCCCUUUGCCUGAUUCGUGGAAGCUCAAGGAGAUCUUCGCCACUGGAGUUGUGUUGGGGACAUACUUGGCCGUCAUGACUGUUCUCUUCUUCUUUGGCGCUUAUGGCUCUGACUUCUUCAGCGAAAAAUUUGGAGUGAGGUCAAUCAGGCAUAGCCCAGAUGAGCUGACAGCAGCUGUGUACCUCCAAGUGAGCAUUGUGAGCCAGGCUCUCAUCUUUGUGACUCGCUCUAGAAGCUGGUCCUUUGUUGAACGCCCUGGCGUUAUGCUUAUGAUUGCCUUCCUUAUUGCGCAACUGGUUGCAACUUUAAUAGCAGUUUACGCUAGCUGGGGAUUUGCAAGGAUCAAGGGGAUCGGAUGGGGAUGGGCUGGAGUCAUCUGGCUAUACAGCCUCGUCUUCUACUUCCCACUUGAUAUUCUCAAGUUCAUAAUCCGAUAUGCAUUGAGUGGAAAGGCAUGGGACAACCUCGUCCAGAAUAAGACUGCUUUCACCAACAAGAACGACUUUGGAAAAGGCGAGAGGGAAGCACAAUGGGCAGCGGCUCAGCGCACCUUGCACGGGCUCCAGCCAGCAGACACGGCGGAACUGUUUGCCGACAAAAACAACUACAGGGAGCUAUCUGAGAUCGCUGAGCAAGCCAAGAGGCGUGCAGAGGUGGCAAGGCUGAGGGAGCUCCAUACCCUCAAGGGACAUGUUGAGUCGGUUGUGAAGCUCAAGGGUUUGGACAUUGAAACUAUCCAACAACACUACACCGUCUGAUCGGUGAUGGUUUACUAACUACGCUGUUUGAUUGGGAGAAGAGAUUGCCGUUGAGUGGGAGCUAAGUUCCCUAAGAAGUUUUGAGUGCAUCACCUCGUUGAUCAACCAGAGUAUUAAGUAGGAUUUUGUUUUAGAAUAAAUGAAAAAAAGUUGGAUACACUUUUUACUAUUCUUUAUGAUGUAAUAGUUGCUUAAGAAUAAUCCAUCGUAUGAGAUUGGACAUAAUAUAUGUAUGUAACAAUCUUGGGGGUUGGAAAACUGUAUUAUUUCAUUGAGGUAGUAGUAAGAUUUCUAUUUUUUUCGCUUACAUUCAUGCUCUCUCUCCCUUUCUAGCCUAA